AGGGAGAAUCUAACAACAGUCUUCAAAUUUGUUAAGGGUGGUUUUACAGAGGACGAUGAUCAAUUGUUCUCCAUGUCCACUGAAGGUAGGCUUAAUAUGCAGCAAAAGAGAUUUAGGUUAGAUAUUAGGAAAAACUUUCUAACUGUAAAGAUAGCUAAGUCCUGUAACAGGUUACCGAGGGAGGUUGCUGAGUCCUGUUAGGAGUGCUGGACCAAUUUGUACAGUGGGGUGCUGAGAGUCAUUGAACCAAACUGUAAACUUUGUAUAUGAUGGAAACCACUUCAAACCAGGGGGUGCAGCACCAGUCAAGAGCUACCGUCCUCAUGGCGUUGGUCUGGCACGCUGCGAUUACUAGAGGGGUGGAGAAUGCUAUGACAGGACUUAACAACAAAGCCAAAAGUCAAGUGACUAACAAAAGGGCUGCUUUGGAAAAGAUUGGGAAGAAAGUUACAACCAGAGGAACACAUGCAGCCAAGAAAACAGAGAACUUCAAAGUACCUGUAAAAACUACAAAAGGCGCUACUAAACCAGCAAAUGUAACUGCACAACCUAAACCUUCAGCUUCAUUGAAUUUAACUCUCAAAGAAGAGAUUGUUCCAAAGAUUCGGUCUCCAACCCCUAUAGAUGAAUCCAUGAAAGAAGAGGACCUAUGCCAAGUUUUCUCUGAGGUGCUGCUUAACAACAUAGAGGAUAUUGAUGCUGAUGAUUGGGAAAAUCCUCAACUCUGUAGUGACUAUGUAAAAGAUAUUUACAUGUUUUUAAGAACAGAUUAGGCAAACACCUGUCUGGGAUGGUCUAGAUAUACUUGGUCCUGCCUCAGCAUGGAGAGAAGGACUAGAUGGCAUCUUGAGGUCCCUUCCAGCCCUGCAUUUCUAUGAUUCUAUGAAAUUCCCUUUUCUAGGAGUCUAGUACCUUAAACCUAUCAAUGGUCCAUAACAGAAUAGUGGUCAUCUUGGACCUCAUGCCAGUGUAAAUUUGUGAGGCAAAUGCUACAUUUGGGAUAAAGAAGGACACACUUUUGUGGCAGGUUAGUUUUAAAACCAAGAAAAUGGUGGCUGCUAGAAGAUACCUAGGUAUUUGGAACAUAGUCUUGAUGAAGACGGAUUAGUGGGCAGAAUGAAAAUGAGAUGUUCAAAGCUGAAGGAAAUACACAAUUUAUCACAUGGAACUCACCGCCACAUGUGUAGUGUGCUUUGCCUAUUUAGAAUUAUUCAGAGUAUUAUCUUGCAUAUUAAAAUACCUGUUUCUUU
Molecule: messenger RNA, 1250 nt
Organism: Mauremys reevesii (Reeves's turtle)
Lineage: Eukaryota; Metazoa; Chordata; Testudines; Geoemydidae
Product: G2/mitotic-specific cyclin-B2-like
Exons: 1
Coding region: 267-773 (168 amino acids)
Source: RefSeq, a predicted model, not a curated record